Molecule: messenger RNA, 5508 nt
Organism: Canariomyces notabilis
Lineage: Eukaryota; Fungi; Ascomycota; Sordariomycetes; Sordariales; Chaetomiaceae
Product: phospholipase D
Exons: 2
Coding region: 1-5508 (1835 amino acids)
Biological process (GO): phospholipid catabolic process
Cellular component (GO): intracellular membrane-bounded organelle
Molecular function (GO): D-type glycerophospholipase activity; phosphatidylinositol binding
Source: RefSeq, a predicted model, not a curated record
AUGGCUGAAACGACACGAGCAGAGCCUGCCGGCAGCGCACGAAGAGAGACUACAUUGUCCUCCGGUACAUUCAAUGAAUUACCGACGAUCCCUCAAGCCAAGGUCCUUGACUCCGCCUCCCCGCUUGGUUCCGACCAUGUCGACUUCGCGGGAAAUCCGGAUUCCCUUCGCGCACUGAGAAUCGCCGAGAACGAGCCAGCCGAUUACUUGGAUGUAUCCGCUCGCAAUGACGAGCCAGCGCAGCUUCCUGACCGUGGCAACGCUCUGGGCAUUGAUGUGUCGCCGGACUCCGCCCUCCCCACUCCAGCCGAUGUCCGACAUGUUCCGGAAUCCUCCUCGUCUACGGCCGGGCAGAAGAACGUGCAGUUUGCCGAAGACGACGCCGUUGCGGAACCGCCAGCAGCACACUCGAGGGCAGCCUCCUGGGACACAAGGGAGGCUCUAGGCAGGCUUCGAGGGUCGGGUUUUAUGGCCAAGCUGAAAGAACUUGCGAGUCCGAGCAUAUCCCAGUCUCCUAGGAUGCCAGGCAUGACCCCCGAGAUGGCCUCUAUGACAAGCUCGCCAACGGCACACCGACAGACGCCUCGGCUUACACGCGCGGUUGACGAGGGUAGCGACGUCGAUGCAGACGCCGAGGAAACUGCCGACGAGACCGUUGCGGGCCCCUCGAAGGGGAAGCAAAAGAGAAAAAGACGGAUGCGGAAGCCGAGAAUUCAAUCGCAUUCCACGCCAAACACGCCUCAAAUCAGUUCGCUGGGCCAUGAGAUAUCCAAUCCGCACGGGCGUCUCUCUUUUCUGCGGCGUGCUACAUUGACGGGCGCUGAAGAGCAUGGUUUCUCCGAAGGUGAAGGCCGUGACCGCCUCACGAAGGAGCGGGGUGCGAAGAGAGGACCGUACUGGAUUCGUAGAGCCGGCGACGAAGCUGAGGAUGUCGACAGUCCAUCGAGCCUGAGACCAAGCCACCACUUUAGACGCCUGUCCGCACUUGGGGGUGGCGCGUCUGACGGGGACGCGAUGAGUCCUAGGAGGCCCUUCUUUGGGGCAGACAAAGCGUCAACUUUUGGUGUGCAGAGAUGGCGGCAGGUCAAGGGUGCCUUGAAGCUCUUGCGUCAGAAGAAGGAAGAGCAGUUCGACUUCACAAAAUCUGCAGAGCUGAUGGCAGAGCUCCGAGCGGUUGCCCCAGCCGUUCUGAUGUUCGCAAGCAUGAUCCAGCGCGAUGAGCAUGGAAACAAGAAAAUACCCGUUCUGCUCGAGCAGCUGAGGCUGCGAAUCAAAGAAAGUGCCCCCGCUCCGGGCAAAGACAGCGAGAGACAUUGGCUGUUUACCAUUCAGCUAGAGUACGGGAGCGGCCCAAGCCAGAUGAAAUGGACGAUCAAGAGGACCAUCAAGGACAUUCUGAACCUGCACUGGAAGUACAAGCUGGCUCGAGGCAAUGAGGGAUUCCCGUCAAACCGCCUCGAAGGUACUGCCAGGCCCAAGCAGCCGAGCUUCCCCUUGUCAGCCUUCCCCUAUCUUCGCGGUGUCAGAGGGUUGGAUGACAACGAGGAAGAGGACCAGAACAAUAACAAUAAUAACAACAACCCUAACACUGAUGUACGCACCGAUGUGCCUCCCGCCGAAGAGACGGCCGGUGAGAUGACAGCGGGCGAGGGAACGGUUCAUGAAGGCACUGAUGCAGAAGACCGGUUGCCAAUGCGCAGAAAGCGGUCCCGCAUGCCCUAUCUCGGCGGCCGUCGGAAAACGCCGACACUUGGCUCGCAUGCCGAUUUCAACCAGAUCAUUGCUGAGGCAGCCGCGCAGAGAAGGAGAUAUAUUGAAAGGCAGCAGCGGACGCUAGAAAAGUAUCUUCAAGACAUGAUUCACUGGCUCAUGUUCAGAGCCGACAGCAACCGUCUUUGCCGCUUCCUCGAACUCUCUGCUCUAGGAGUCCGUCUCGCCGCCGAGGGUAGCUACCACGGAAAGGAGUGCUACCUUCACAUCCAGUCAUCCAAGGGCCUCGAUUUUCGACGAGUGCUGACGCCUGGGAAAGUGAUUGCCAGGCAUAGCCGUAAGUGGUUCUUAGUACGGCAGAGCUACAUUGUUUGCGUCGAGUCACCCGAAAACAUGAACAUCUACGAUGUCUACCUUGUCGAUUCCAAGUUUCAGAUCGUCUGCAAAAAGAACAAGGAGAAGCAGGCUGCCUCCAAAAGCCAGCAAGGAGACGAAGAUAUCGAGAACUUGGAUUUAUCCGCUCGCCCGCCUGCCACCAAGCACCACACAAUAAAGAUUGUCACGUCGGAGCGUAAGGUGAAGCUCUUUUCUCCCAACCAACACCUCAUUGCGCAGUUCGAGGAAUCCAUUUUGGAGAUGCUCAAGAACACCCCUUGGCAUCGCGAGAACCGCUUCGGUAGCUUCGCGCCCGUUCGGACCGGCGUGUAUGCGCAAUGGCUGGUGGAUGGUCGGGAUUACAUGUGGAAUGUCUCUCGUGCCAUCAGCAUGGCGAAAGACGUCAUUUACAUCCACGAUUGGUGGUUGAGUCCCGAACUGUACAUGAGACGACCGGCCUGCAUCAGCCAGAAGUGGCGUCUCGACCGACUGCUUCAGCGCAAGGCAGCCGAAGGAGUCAAGAUUUUUGUCAUUGUCUACCGCAACGUUGAGGCUGCCAUUCCCAUUGAUUCCGAGUACACAAAGUUCUCUCUUCUCAACCUGCAUCCGAACAUAUUCAUCCAGCGCUCGCCGCAUCAGUUCAAGAAGAACCAGUUCUUCUUUGCCCACCACGAAAAGAUAUGCAUUGUCGAUCACGACAUUGCCUUCGUUGGAGGUAUCGAUCUUUGUUUCGGCCGAUGGGAUUGCCCGCAGCAUCCCCUUGUGGAUGACAAGCCGACGGGUUUCGAACCCCAGGACGGGCCCAAGGACGCUGAGCACUGCCAGCUGUUUCCUGGGAAAGACUACUCGAACCCACGGAAGCUGGAUUUCUUUAGACUGCAUGACCCGUACGAAGAGAUGUACGACAGGUCAAGAGUACCGCGUAUGCCCUGGCACGAUAUCGCCAUGCAGGUCGUAGGUCAGCCGGCACGAGACCUAACUCGCCAUUUUGUCCAACGAUGGAAUUAUGUUCGACGAGGCCGCAAGCCAACCCGGCCUACCCCUUUCCUCCUACCUCCCCCGGAUUGCAACCCUGAGGAUCUUGAGGCGGUCGGUCUGAAUGGCACCUGCGAAGUGCAAAUCCUCCGCUCAGCCUCAACCUGGUCGCUUGGCACAGAGCACACCGAGCACAGUAUUCAAUCGGCCUAUAUCAAAAUGAUUGAAGAGUCGGAUCAUUUUGUUUACAUGGAGAACCAGUUCUUCAUCACGAGUACCGAGACGCUCAAUACGAAGAUCACCAACGGCAUCGGCGAUGCCCUCGUAAACCGCAUUAUACGGGCGCACGAAAAUAACGAGGAUUGGCGUGCUGUUAUCAUUAUACCGCUGAUGCCUGGCUUCCAGAACGAGGUAAAUGACCAGGACGGUAGCAGUGUCCGGCUGAUUCUGCAGUGCCAGUACCGGAGUAUCUGCAGAGGAGAGCACUCAAUCUUUGGGCGUUUGCGAGCCGCCGGUAUCGAACCGGAGGAUUACAUCCAGUUCUUCAGUCUCCGGCAGUGGGGCAAGUUUCCCAGCAAUAUCCUCACGACUGAGCAGUUGUACAUACACGCCAAGUGCAUCAUUGUCGACGACCGUGUUGCUCUGAUUGGAUCUGCGAACAUCAACGAACGAUCGCUUCUGGGAAACCGAGACUCUGAAGCGGCUGCAAUUGUUCGUGACACGGACAUGAUCUGGUCAACCAUGGCAGGGCGUCCUUACCUCGUCGGGCGAUUCGCUCAUACGCUGCGCCUCCGGCUGAUGAGAGAGCAUCUUGGUCUCGACGUUGAUGAGAUUCUUGAAGAGGAGCGUCAGACUGACCUGGACCGCGCAGAAGAAUUCAAAGCGGAGAUGGAUCGUAUUUACAACGAGGAGGACUCGGACCUCUCGCCGGUGGCGGAAGGUUCCAGGCGGCCAAAGUCGUCGCACGUUGAGCCACCUGAGACUCCACUCACACCCCACGAGCAUCAUACCUUCAAUCACGAUGCGGACGCGCAGGAGCGUCGGAGUCGGAAGCGCACGUUGUCGAGAGGCUCGAAGGGCAAAGGACCGGUGUCCAAAGCAUAUCCGGAAUUCCCCGUGGAGCAGCACGAGAAGGAAGUCAAAGGAUUUGGCCCCGACCAUUGGGUGUUGGCGCGAGAAGAAGGCCUUGACCAAGGUAGAGAUUCCGUCGUUGUCAGCGACCGUGAGGUGCUGGUGCAUGACAUAUCGGCAGAAGGGAAGGGGACAAUUGAAAGCCCGAAGCGUGCGCACACCUUGCGCCGCUCAUCCACCGCUGUAUCUUCUGACGGCGGAGUCGGUAAUGACGGCAUGCCGCCCGUUCCCGCAUUCGACAGGCGGACGACCGAACAGCUCGGGCUCCCGCGGGUGAAUCAGCUGCCUUCGCUACCCGUUCUUGACGACACCGACAUUGGAGGGCCUCCUGUCAGGCAGGAUGCCGCAGGCAAGCCGUGUCGCAGCCGGACAAAUUCGCUGGCCAUGGACAUUAAGCCAGCCGAUAUACACAAGGAUUGCAUGCGUGACCCUCUCAAUACGUCAUUCUAUGACGAUGUCUGGUGCCGGGUCGCCGAGAACAACACAAGAAUAUACCGGCGCGUCUUUCGGUGCAUGCCUGAUUCGGAGGCGACGAGUUGGGCGGAGUACAAGGAAUUCAACGCUUACAAUAAGCGGUUCCUGGAUAGCAUGGACAGUCAGCGCCCGAGCGAGGAAACGGAGAAGCCUGCUGUUCCCGGGUCUCCUCAAAACCAAGCCGCGGCGGGCGCUGGAAUUGGCGCUCCGGGUCCUGUUACCGUUGAAAAAGCCAUGACGGAGAAGCUGACGAGCCCUCUGCAAAGUGUGGCAAGGGCCGCUGUCGGCGAGCAUGCCCGGCCGGACUCUGCAUUGGACGAGAAGCAGGCGCUGAGCGAAGAUCUAACGGACAGAGGCCCACCGAAGGAGACAGGGCCAAACCGCGACCCUGAGAAGGCCGCCGCUAGAGCGCACGACUUGGUCAGUGAUGCAGUCAACUCAAGCCGCGACACAUUACCAGCGGCUGAGCUGCUGCGACCUGAUAGCAACCGUAGGGAGCGACGCUUGACGGUUUCGACUCAGGAGAAGCCACCACGAACGAGCGGCAGCGCGGGUUCCGGUGUCAAUGCCAACGGAGGGGGCAAUAUGACUACGGACGGGCAGCAGGCCAACGUCAAGGUGGAGGGGUCUCAGAGACGCAGGCGGAGGGCGACAACUAGGGGUAGUCGACGCGGAUUCAACGCAACAGAGGAACUGCUUUCGCGGGCUGAAGCCGAGGGGUUGCUCAACAUGACGCAAGGCACCCUCGUGCAGUUCCCGUAUGACUGGUUGGUGGUGGAAGAGACGAAUGGCAACUGGCUGUUCCAGGUUGACCAGGUGGCGCCGCUGGCGAUAUACAACUGA